GAUGACCUCUAAGAUCCAGUACAACAACGCAGACGAACAAGUGUCUUGUCAGUGUGUUUUCUAUUUAUUUUGUUUAUAGUGAUGAUCUGUGUUUAGUGAAUAUUGUAUAUAAUUGUUUGAUAUAAAAAUGAAGUGUUUAAUUGUUAUUUUUGGACUGACACUCUUGGGGAAAGAUACAUUAUCACAAUCCUGUAGAACACCACUAGGCUCCCAAAGUAAUUGUAUAUCACUAUACGAUUGUCCACAACUGCUAUCUGCGUUUCAACAGCGGCCUCUACUAAAUAAUGUUGUAAUUUUCUUGAAGCAGUCACAAUGUGGCUUCGAUGGUUAUACUCCGAAGGUUUGCUGUGGACCUUUACCACCACAAACAAAUCCGUCUCAAACAACGUCAAGACCUCGACCAGCGCAGGUCCCAGACGGCACGGUAGAUGGUUCUGUGCAGGAGGACUCAUACCCAGCACCACGUGGUUCCUGUGGUAUUGACAAUGGUGACAGGAUCUUUGGAGGCCAGAUCACUGACUUGGACGAGUUCCCUUGGAUGUCUCUGUUGGGAUACCGCACGAAGUCUGGUAAACUGACGUACCAGUGUGGAGGUGUUUUGAUCAAUCAUCGAUAUGUAUUGACUGCUGCUCAUUGUGUCACAGGAGAAAUUGAGACUGCUGUAGGAAAAUUAGCAACAGUUCGUUUGGGUGAAUACAACACACAGACAGACGUGGAUUGUCUUGGUAACGAUUGUGCUGAUCCUCCCCAGGAGUUACUGGUCCAGGCUGCGUAUCCCAACCCUGGAUUCUCGGAUAAGAAAACCAAUAGAGAGGAUGAUAUAGCCCUUGUGAGGAUGGCUACUAGAGCUAGAUAUACAGGAUUCGUGCAACCAAUCUGCUUGCCGGAUAGCAGCCAACGCCUGUCUUCUGGAAGUUCAGUUUACGUAGCUGGAUGGGGAAAAACCUUGAACGGUAAAAGUAGCCAAGUAAAACUAAAACUCGGUUUACCAAUCUACGACAAGCAAGACUGUGUCUCCAAAUACAAUACUUUAAACGCGCGUCUAACAGACAAGCAAAUAUGUGCGGGCGGUGUAUUCGCUGAGGACGCUUGCAAGGGGGACUCUGGGGGUCCUCUGAUGCAGAGAACACCAUCUGGUGUAUGGGAGUCCGUAGCUGUGGUGUCCUUUGGAUAUGGCUGUGGAAGGGACGGCUGGCCUGGAGUCUACACAUCUGUUUCUAGUUAUAUGGACUGGAUUCAGAAUACCAUGCGUAAUACUAAUUCGUAGUGAAGUGGCGUAAAUAAAUUCUUUUUAAUGA
Molecule: messenger RNA, 1298 nt
Organism: Colias croceus (clouded yellow)
Lineage: Eukaryota; Metazoa; Arthropoda; Insecta; Lepidoptera; Pieridae
Product: phenoloxidase-activating enzyme 1-like
Exons: 7
Coding region: 128-1267 (379 amino acids)
Biological process (GO): proteolysis
Molecular function (GO): serine-type endopeptidase activity
Source: RefSeq, a predicted model, not a curated record